This is a messenger RNA of Cajanus cajan (pigeon pea), 471 nucleotides long. The record is from RefSeq and is a predicted model, not a curated record. NCBI's taxonomy places the organism in Eukaryota, Viridiplantae, Streptophyta, Magnoliopsida, Fabales, Fabaceae.
AUGUGGGACGUCGUUGAGCAAGGAAACUACAUUCCACUAAAUCAAGCUGGCAACGAGAUACCCAAAGCACAACGGAGUGAAAAGCAAAAGCAAAGAUUUAUGUUGAACUCCAAAGCACGCAACACACUCAUGUGUGCUCUGUCUGAGAAAGAAUACACUAAAGUUCACAGCUUUAGAAGUGCCAAACAAAUGUGGGACACCCUAGCUCUGACCUACGAAGGGUCUCUAGAGGUAAAGUGCAACAAGCUAAGCUUGUUGGCACGUAGAACUUAUGAUAACUUUGAUCAUAUUGACAAAUUACUUCGAAGUUUACCUAGGAAAUGGAGACCACAGGUUACUGCUCUAAGAGCGUCCAAAAAUCUGGAAAAGAUCUCCCUGAAGGAACUCAUUGGACUACUUAAGAUUCAUAAGUUAGAGUUGCAACAAGAUGACGCUGGGAGAAAACAAAAGUCUAUUGCACUAAAUGUGUAG